Molecule: messenger RNA, 1092 nt
Organism: Penicillium pulvis
Lineage: Eukaryota; Fungi; Ascomycota; Eurotiomycetes; Eurotiales; Aspergillaceae
Product: FAD-dependent oxidoreductase
Exons: 6
Coding region: 1-1092 (363 amino acids)
Molecular function (GO): D-amino-acid oxidase activity; FAD binding
Source: RefSeq, a predicted model, not a curated record
AUGUCCAACAAUAUUGUGAUUCUGGGAGCCGGUGUCACGGGUUUGACAACUGCUUAUCUGUUGUCUCAAGACCCCGCAAACAAAAUUACUGUUAUUGCAAAGCAUAUGCCCGGAGACUAUGACAUCGAAUAUGCUUCCCCGUGGGCGGGGGCUAACUAUAUGCCGGUCGGUAAGGAGGGUAGUAACCAUCAUGCCUGGGAGCGGGCUACUUGGCCUGCCCUGAAGGCUCUGUGUGAGAAAUAUCCCGAAGCGGGCAUUCAUUUCCGAGAUUCAUUGAUCUACAACCGCAAAAAGGAUCAAGAGUCUGCCACUGGUCAAUGGUUCUCAGAAUUGGUGCAACCUAACCCGUGGUAUAAAGACGUCGUUCCUGAUUUUGAGGCUAUUCCAGAGAGCCAGUUAGCACCAGGUAUUGACAAUGCUCAGAAAUUCACAUCUGUCUGCAUUAAUACGGCAUUUUAUCUGCCUUGGCUCAUUGGGCAGUGUGUGAAAACCGGCGCAGUCUUCAAGAGAGCAGUGGUUAAGCAUAUCUCGGAGGCGGCCGAUGCGCACCACUCUGGCCAGAAGGCUGACGUCGUUGUGAAUUGCACGGGCCUGGCGUCCAAAACUCUAGGAGGAGUUCUCGAUGACAAGAUGUAUCCAGCUAGAGGUCAAAUCGUUGUGGUCCGAAAUGACCCCGGUGAGAUGGUUUCUGUCUCUGGCACGGACGAUGGAGAGGAUGAGGCACUGUACAUUAUGACUCGUGCUGCAGGUGGCGGCACAAUCCUUGGCGGAUCCUAUCAGAAGCACAACUGGGAUGCAUUGCCCGAUCCGAACCUCGCGAACCGAAUCAUGAAGCGGGCAAUUGCAAUUUGCCCCAAGCUUGUCAAAGAUGGAGAAGGCAUCGAGGGUCUUAGUAUUAUUCGUCAUGGUGUUGGUUUGCGGCCUCUUCGUGAUGGUGGCCCUCGCGUUGAGAAAGAUCAGGUUGACGGUGUGAAGAUUGUUCAUAAUUAUGGUCAUGGUGGUUUUGGUUAUCAAGCCUCAUUCGGCUGUGCAGAGGAUGCAGUGUCUCUGGUCAAGGAAGUCUUGCAGACCAAGAAGCUUUCCAAGCUCUGA